UUCACAUGUAAAAUUGGUACCGAUCUUUUCACUAGUAUUCCAAGUUAGCUAAUAGUUUAUGAUUGAUAUUUCGUUCUUAUUCAACCAAAUAAUUAUCCACCCUCACAAGCUUUGUCCAAUAUAACUUAUAUAAUUAACCCCACAACAUAUCAAUUAACUAAAACCCAUGCCAGUAUGCCACCUUGUUCCUUAUCCUACUAUACCAUCAAUAAGAAAUUGUCUACAUAGCUAAGACCUGACUUGGGCCAAAAUAAUUGCAUCCAAAGUUCAAGUAUUUGUUAACAAUCUUCUAUUCUUUCCAUCCCGGUUUUUUGUGAGUCAAAAUGCAUGACUGGGCUGCUCCGAUCAUAGCUUCGGCGUUGUUUGCGUUUUUAGCACCUGGACUCAUAGUCCAGAUGCCAGGAAAAGAGUCGCCUAUCGGUUUUAUGAACAUGAAAACUAAUAUAGUCUCUAUGUGUAUACAUACUGUUCUUUAUGGUUUGCUUCUUAUAUUGUUUCUUGUUGUACUCGACAUACAUAUGAAUGCUUAGGCAUAUAUCUAUGUAUGUACUCAGACAACAUGGCACUAUUGAAGAUUGGUUUCCUCUUAAUUCUUAGUUAUCAAGUCCAUGAUGUUUUAUUUACCCCUUAUAUAUGAUCAUAUGCGUAUGUAAUUUCAUGUUUUUCCAGGUUUGGGAUAAAAAAUCUUAUGUAAUUUGCUUUGAAGCAUGCAAGUCAUUAUGUGUGUUUGGUUCAUAGAAAUGACAACGAAGAAGGGAUCACUUUCUUUUUCUUUCCCAUAUAGUUGAAUUUGUUUGGUAUGAUAUGAUGCAUUGAAAUUGUACUGUAUAUUGGAUAUCAAACUCAUUAAUGUAUGAAGAUUUUAAACA
Messenger RNA from Erigeron canadensis, 869 nucleotides. RefSeq lists its product as uncharacterized. The coding region runs from base 324 to 530 and encodes 68 amino acids. Lineage: Eukaryota; Viridiplantae; Streptophyta; Magnoliopsida; Asterales; Asteraceae. The record is from RefSeq and is a predicted model, not a curated record. The transcript has a single exon.